Molecule: messenger RNA, 1338 nt
Organism: Phytophthora sojae
Lineage: Eukaryota; Oomycota; Peronosporomycetes; Peronosporales; Peronosporaceae
Exons: 3
Coding region: 1-1338 (445 amino acids)
Molecular function (GO): short-chain carboxylesterase activity; monoacylglycerol lipase activity
Source: RefSeq, a predicted model, not a curated record
AUGGGGAACGUCGUCUGCACCCGCGCGCUCGCGUUGACGCCGCAUGUUCGCCAGCGCCGCGUUCGCCUGCUCUUCGUGCUAAUCCUCCUGUGUGCGGGCAAGAAGCUGCUCGGGCCGACGCUCGUGUCGAUGCUACUCCGGUGGCACUAUGCGCGCACGGCCGAGUCGCCGCGACUGAUCUACCGCAAGACGCCUGCCAGCAAGAAGCUGCUGUCACACUGUGUGACGUUGAGUAUACUCUUCAAUGGCCACCUGCAGACUAUCAAGUUUGCGUUCGAUAAGCGCGCACCUGUCGUCGACUACAAACGUCAGCUGCUGGACAUGCCCGACGGUGGCGUGGUGUCGCUGGACUGGGCAUUGCUUCCAGGACACUCGCCUGCUGGUAACGAAUCCAGCAUUUCGCCUCGCGAAGAGGACUCGUCAUGGAUCGAAGGUGUGGACCCAACGCGACGCACGGUGUUGCUGUUGCCGGGGCUUACGGGUGGAAGUCCGGCGAAUUAUAUUCGCCACACGGUUGCUCGCCUCCACGAGGUGGGUUGGCAGUGCGUUGUGCUGAACGCUCGUGGGUGUGCCAAGACGCCGUUGAGGACGGCUCAGCUUUACUGCACGGCCUACACUGAGGAUCUGCGCUUUGUGCUUGAGCAACUGGCCAAGAAGUACGACUUCGGCCAAGAAGCGUUCGUCGGUGUGGGGUUCUCUAUGGGAUCUAAUGUGCUGGUGAAGUAUCUGGGCGAAGAGGGCGACCGCACUCCAUUGACUGGUGCUGUUUCGGUGGGGAACCCCUUCAACUUGACCAAAGUGUCGGAGAACUUGUCUGGCACGCUGUUCAAUCGGCUGGCCUACGACAAAAUGCUGAAUCGCAGCAUGCGUGCGCUCUUCUUCGAAAAGAGUAAUGCUGCCGAGAAGUUCGAGGGCUACCCGGGCCUCGACAUGGAGGCUGUUCGAGCUUCCCGCACUGUGAGAGAGUUCGACGAUAGGCUCACCAGUGUGCUCUUCAACUACAAGAAUGCCGAUGAUUUCUAUCAAGAUGCAUCCUCUGACAAGAUGCUGCGUGCUGUGAAGGUGCCGCUGCUUUGCAUCAACGCCGAGGACGACCCCAUCAGCGUGCGAACGGCGCUUCCGUCGCGUACCCUUGUGGAAGCCUGCCCGAAUGUCAUUCUAUGUCUGACCAAGUCUGGCGGCCACCUCGCGUACUACGAGAGUUCGCUCCGUAGCGACGAGGAGCGAGCUGGGAGUCUUGCUCGCAAGGACGCGCCAACCAUGUGGACCGCUAAGCCCAUUGCCGAAUUCGCCGAUGCGGUUCGUCUGACCAAGGUGGAGGCGGCGAAAGGAGCGUGA